ACUGAUACACGAAACAAAUUCGUUAUCGUGUUUUGUGCAGAGUGUUUAGUUGUUAGUGUUUGUUUAGUUCGUGAUUAGUGAAAAAAUAAUUUAUAUUUGAUAUGCCUCCUAUAAGACGAAGCAAUUUAGGUAGAAGAACCAGAAAUGCUACAAACCAAGCUAAUUACCGAUCUAAUCGUACUGCACAAGAACGUGACGACGGAAAUGAACGUGAAAGAAUUCGGAUAUCACAAACGCGUGAAGCGCGAGCGCGACAUUCAACUAAUAAUCGCGAAAGUUUGAAUCGAGCUGCUUUCAGUUACGAUGUGUCAAUUGACUACAGUAACUAACAAUGUGUUGUUAUUGGUUCUAUGAACUCGGUUUGCUCACACUGUAAGGCAUUAAAAUACAAAAACGAAGCCAAUGGAUUGUGUUGCGCAAAUGGUAAAGUGAAAUUGAUACCAUUGGAUCCACCACCAGAACCAUUGUACUCAUUGGUUUCAGGAAUAGGAACAGAUUCUAUACACUUUUUGACACAUAUCCAACAAUAUAACAAUUGCUUUCAAAUGACUUCAUUUGGGGCAACAAAUGUAGUUCGGGAAAAUUUUAUGCCAACUUUCAAAGUAUGUAUUAUAGCAGUUACUCAUAAUUAUUUUAGCGAACAAAAUUUUCUGUCACCAAAGUUAAGAUGUGUCACUAAUCUUCAAUUUCUUAAUCACUUAUAUAUCACUCAGUCAUCAUAUUAUAUGGUGAUUCAGUUUCAGUGACACUUUUAUUAUAUUUUAUAUUUGAUAGAUAUUAGUUAUAACUAAAUAUAUACUUUUUAAGAUCAAAUAUUAUUUAAGUUUGAUCACUGACAAUCCAUUAAUUUAUACCAUAAUAUUUUUUUUUUAUUUACAGAUACAAGGGCAAAUAUAUCACAGAGCAGGUUCACUGUUACCAGUGUCAGAUAGCGACAACAAAUUCCUGCAAAUUUAUUUUAUGGGCAAUUCACCACAAGAAAUUGAUCUGCGUUGUGCACAUAACAAUUUAGUAAAGAGGUCUAUUGUAGAACAAUUACAAACUUUAUUUCAUCAACACAAUCAAUUGAUUAUAUUGUUUAAAACUGCCCUGGAUCUGAUGCCAUCCGAUAAUCACAAAAUUGUAAUCAGAGCUGAUAAAACACCUGCAGGUCAACAUACAAGACGUUUUAAUGCACCAACUAUUGAUGAAGUUGCUAUCGUUGUAGUUGGAGAAAACUUGGAAUCCCGUGAUAUUGUUUUACAUCGUCGGAAUGAUCAAUUACAACGUAUAAAGGAAACACACCGCUCAUAUGAUGCACUGCAAUAUCCCAUUAUAUUUUGGCAAGGUGAAGAUGGCUACGAUUUCUCAAUAAAAAUGAUAAAUCCCAUUACAGGUUCUGAAACCUACAAAAAAGUCAGUUCAAUGAACUAUUAUUCAUACCGCCUAAUGAUUCGGGAAAAUGAAGAUAAUCACAUAUUGUAAUGUCGGCGAUUAUAUCACAAAUAUGUUGUUGACAUGUAUGUUAAAAUUGAAACGGAGAGAUUAACAUUCAUCAGGUUGAAUCAAACCAAACUCCGAUCUGAAGAGUAUAUUCACCUUCGAGAUGCGAUUAAUACUGAUGGAAAUGCACAGAAUGUCGGUCGGAUGACUAUUCUUCCAGCAACAUACAUCGGAAGCCCUCGGCAUAUGCACGAAUAUGCUCAAGAUGCCAUGUCGUAUGUUCGUCAUUAUGGUACAGCAGAUUUGUUCAUCACAUUUACAUGCAAUCCGCAAUGGAUAGAAAUCAAGCAGGAGUUAUUCCCUGGGCAAUCACCCAUUGAUCGUCAUGAUAUUACAGCCAGAGUCUUUAGACAAAAGUUGAAAUCUUUAAUGGAUUUCAUCGUAAAACAUAAUGUGUUUGGUGAGACACGCUGCUGGAUGUAUUCUGUGGAGUGGCAGAAACGAGGAUUGCCACAUGCACACAUUUUGAUUUGGUUGGUUGAAAAGAUAAGGCCAAAUGAAGUUGAUGCAGUGAUAUCAGCUGAAAUCCCUAAUGUACAAGUAGAUCCUGGAUUGCAUGAGGUAGUCAUCAAAAACAUGAUACAUGGUCCAUGUGGAACUCUUAAUCAAAAUUCACCGUGUAUGAUGGAUGGUAAAUGUUCAAAACGAUAUCCACGGACAUUAAUAUCGGAAACAAUUACUGGUAAUGACGGUUAUCCAUUGUAUCGUCGCAGAUCGACAGCAGACAAUGGAAAAUCAACAAUUGUCAAAUUAAAUCAACAAGAUAUUGAAAUAGAUAAUCGUUGGAUUGUUCCAUAUUCACCCAUUUUAUCAAAGACAUUCAAAGCACACAUCAACGUUGAAUCUUGCCAUUCAGUGAAAUCUAUUAAAUACAUUUGCAAAUAUGUAACCAAAGGGAGUGAUAUGGCUGUGAUUGGAAUUGGUGCAGAGAAUUCCAAUGAUGAAGUUACCCAAUACCAAAUGGGCCGCUAUGUCAGUAGUAAUGAAGCAGUUUGGCGAAUAUUUUCUUUUCCUAUUCAUGAGAGACACCCUUCUGUUGUUCACUUAGCUGUGCAUUUAGAAAAUGGACAAAGAGUGUAUUUUACAGCACAGAACGCAGUACAAAGAGCUGCUCAGCCACCAUCUACUACAUUAACCAGUUUUUUUGAGACAUGCCAAAACGAUGAUUUCGCAAAAAGAUUGCUAUAUUCUGAAAUGCCAAAAUAUUAUACCUGGAAUCAAUCCUCAAGGAGAUUUAUACGACGGAAACAAGGAAAACCAGUUCCAGGAUAUACAGAUGUAUAUUCCACCGAUGCGAUUGGUCGGAUUUAUUCAGUACAUCCAAGCAAUGAUGAAUGUUUUUAUUUACGACUGCUAUUAGUCAAUGUACGUGGCCCAACAUCAUUCCAACAGUUACGAACUGUUGAUGGUGAAUUGUGUGGAUCCUACAGAGAAGCCUGUCAACGUUUGCAAUUGCUUGAAAAUGACGCUCAUUGGGAUCAAACUCUCAAUGAUGCUGUAAUAUCAUCACACGCUCAUCAAAUACGAACAUUGUUUUCUAUAAUCAUAUCUACAUGCUUCCCAUCAAACCCAAUUGAUUUGUGGAUCAAGUACAAAGAUUAUAUGUGUGAUGAUAUUUUGUAUCAAAUACGGAAUAGAAUGGGAAAUCCAAAUAUUCAAAUCAGUGAAGAAAUUUACAAUGAAGCAUUGAUUUCAAUUGAGGACAUGUGCUUGAUAAUGUCAAACAAACUAUUGAUUCAAUUAGGCCUGACCGCGCCCAAUCGUCCAAUGCAUGACGCUUUUAACCAAGAGUUGCAUCGAGAAAAACUGUAUGAUCUCAACGCUUUGAAAGAAUUAAUUCAAACAAAUCUUCCACUGUUAAAUGAACAACAGAAGUAUGUAUUUGAAACUCUUAUGAAAGUAACAAAUGAUGAAACUGGAGGGAUUUACUUCUUAGAUGCACCUGGUGGUACAGGAAAAACUUUUUUGAUUUCAUUAAUAUUAGCAACAAUUCGCUCACAAAAUAAAAUUGCACUUGCACUCGCUUCGUCGGGAAUCGCAGCAACUUUGCUUGAAGGUGGUCGAACAGCCCAUUCAGCACUAAAAUUGCCAUUAAAUAUGCAAAGCAAUGAAACUCCAACCUGCAACGUUUCGAAGAACUCUGCAAUGGCAAAGGUUUUGCAGCAAUGUAAAUUGAUUGUUUGGGAUGAAUGCACGAUGGCACAUAAAAAAUCUUUGGAGGCUUUAGACAGAACCUUAAAAGAUCUACGGAGCAAUAAUAACCGAUUUGGUGGUGCAAUGAUUUUAUUAGCAGGAGAUUUUCGUCAAACAUUGCCAGUGAUUCCACGAUCAACGCCAGCUGAUGAACUCAAUGCAUGUCUAAAGUCCUCCAAUUUGUGGAAACAUGUCAAAGUACUUCAUUUAAGCAAGAAUAUGCGUGUCGAGUUGCAAAAUGACCAAUCUGGAAACAUAUUCUCUAAACAACUCAUUGACAUUGGUAAUGGCAAAUUUCCUAUAGACAUGUUGACUGGCUGUAUUAACUUUCCUCAAAGUUUUUGUCAGUUAACUCGAUCAAAAGAUGAACUUAUUCAGAAGGUGUUUCCAGAUGUUUCUCAAAAUUACAAAAACCAUGAUUGGUUGAGCGAACGAGCUAUACUGGCUGCAAAAAACAUAGAUGUAAAUGAAUUAAAUUUCAAAAUUCAAGAACAAAUUACAGGCGAAUUGAGGAUAUAUAAAUCAGUUGAUUCGGCUACUAAUCAAGAUGAUGUAGUCAACUAUCCACCGGAAUUUUUAAACUCGCUGGAUUUGCCAGGAUUGCCACCUCACAAUCUUCAAUUAAAUGUUGGAUCGGUGGUUAUAAUGUUGCGAAAUAUCAACCAACCGCGUCUUUGCAACGGUACACGGUUAGCGAUAAAAAAAUUACUAAACAAUGUGAUAGAAGUAACUAUACUAUAAUGCUAUGACUAUAAACAAGUCCCAGGGGCAAUCAUUAAGUGUUUGUGGUAUUAAUCUAGAAAACCCAUGUUUCUCACAUGGUCAAUUGUAUGUUGCCUGUUCCCGUGUUGGAAAACCAUCAGAUUUGUUUAUCUAUGCGCCAGGUAAUCAAACAAAAAACAUCGUAUACCACAAAGCACUACAAUGAUAACAAUAAUAAUUAUGAUUCACAUGAUUAACAAUAAAGCGAUUACUUACUUUUAAAUCCUUAUAUAUGUUUUAUUUAAUUAUUUUUUAUUCACAACGCCCUAUCACCAGGGUGACGGUUCUGUUCAGGAGAAUUUUUUAAAGUACGUAGGCACAAGAACUGCCACAUUACAAAUCUUUUUGACAGGACGAAGUCUGUCGGGUCAGCUAGUAAUAUUAUAAAUAACAACAUAUAAAUUGUCAUAUUUGUGUACGAUAGCGCAAUAAAUAAACAUUGU
Molecule: messenger RNA, 4880 nt
Organism: Pieris napi
Lineage: Eukaryota; Metazoa; Arthropoda; Insecta; Lepidoptera; Pieridae
Exons: 2
Coding region: 1498-4416 (972 amino acids)
Biological process (GO): telomere maintenance; DNA repair
Molecular function (GO): DNA helicase activity
Source: RefSeq, a predicted model, not a curated record